Molecule: messenger RNA, 4321 nt
Organism: Gadus chalcogrammus (walleye pollock)
Lineage: Eukaryota; Metazoa; Chordata; Actinopteri; Gadiformes; Gadidae
Gene: slf1
Product: SMC5-SMC6 complex localization factor 1
Exons: 18
Coding region: 168-2852 (894 amino acids)
Biological process (GO): positive regulation of double-strand break repair
Molecular function (GO): protein binding
Source: RefSeq, a predicted model, not a curated record
AUGUGUUGAGAUGGUUAUACAUUCAAAACAAACCUUGCAUUUGGUUGUUUAGAUUUAUUAUAUCCCUGAAACAUGCAUUAAACGUUGACAAUCUGGGAAUAUUGGCGCGUCUCUCUAAAUCAUGAAAACUGCCAAAUGUGCUGCUUAAUGCAAUAGCAGAGUUUAAGAUGGCGAGCUCAAAACGUGUCAUCCAAAUCUCGGGCAUUAAAAACCGAACCCAGAAGCAGAAAGUAGUCGAAGGGAUUCGGAGCCUUGGUGGAAAAUAUAUUGGCGGUUCUGUCUAUCAGCAAGACAUCACACAUCUUAUAGUCUCUGGAUUUUCGCAAAGUGAGAAGUUUUUGGCAGCUUGUGCAGCAGGAAAAUGGGUGUUGACUCAAACGUACGUGUUUGACAGUGUCCAAAGGGGCUCCUGGCUGCCCGAGGAACCCUACGAGGUGGCCUUGCCCCAGAGCACCCAGCCAGCCCACAACCCCGUCAGGCAGUGGAGGAAGAGGGUGGCCGAUGGGAGCCUUCCAGGGGCCUUCCACGGCUGGACGGUUCUCCUGGUAGUAGCUGACCCGCUGAGUAGAGCCAUCUUCAAAAGGCUCCUAAAAGCAGGAAAAGCUGAAGUAUACCUAUCAACGCCUCCUCCUCCUCAUGCAGCUAUUACUCAUGUCCUGGCAAAGCCCCUACCCAAGGACCUCCAGGGCCAGAUAGCCCCCUGCUAUCCGGUCAUACAUGUGGUUCAUCAUCUUUUCGGGGGCCAUUUUGUUGAUUUGCAAGGUACUUUUGAAGCUAACGAGGAAUCGCCAGCAGAAGCUGAGCCAGCUUUAAUUGAGUUUUGUCAGUUGGAGAAAGAACUCAAGGAGUACAUUAUCAAACGAGAGGAACAGCCCAGACUCUUGUUCCCGGAGUUCCAGAGCUACCAUGAGCCAUACAGUCUAAACUCAAAGGCGGUGGAGGCGGACUUCAGCAACGUGGGCUCUAUGAUUGAGAGCGGCCUCUUCGCGGAAGCCUUGGACUCAAUUAGGGACACUCUAUCGCCUGGGCUGCUGCCGCCUGCAGUCUUCCUCGUCUCUCUGUUGGAGCACGCGCUACAGGGAAAUGCUUCUGCCGUCUACCUCCGGAAUCUGCAGCAGGUACUACACGGCCUGCUGUUGAACAACCCCUCCUGGCUGUUUCCUCAUACUGUGAAGAAAUAUUUUUCUGAGCUGCUGCAGUGUCCUCAGUGCAAGAGAGGCCUCUGGCCUUUCAUAGAGACCAUUAUAAGCUCCCGUAUGUCUAGUGAUGCUGCAUGCCAUCCCCUCCCGGGACCCGCCUCGCCGUCUCUACUGUGUCUCCACGGCAACCUGCUGGAGUUGGUGCUGAAGUUGUUCCGGGGCGAGCUCCACUCAGUCACAGCACGGGACUCUGGCCUUCUGAAAGGAGCAGGGGUCUCUCGGCUGCCUGCCUCUGGCUCUCUGCUGUAUGAGACCUUCUGGACUGUGUGGGAGCGCUCCACGCUGCUGUCCACGGCCGUGAAGCAGCUCGUUAAGCUUCUGGUGCAGGUCCUGAUCUGGGAGAAGGAAGACAAGGACGAGGCAGAGAGGGAGGCCCGGCAGGAGCUCCAGAUGGGGGAGACCCUGCUGGACAUGCUUGCCGCCAUGGUGGAGUUCUGGUGCCAGCAGCACCUCAAACUGAACCAGACCCUGGUGGAGAUGGGCCUGAAGGACCUGGGAGAGCACUUGGCGGUCAGCGCUAGCAGCCAGGAUAUACCGCUGUGUCUUCUGGUGGAGCUGGUUGCCAGGAUACCCUCCAGCAGGUUGAGGUUGGUAACGGCCGACGCCGUCUUCAGGAACCUGUGCUGCCGGAACGGGGUCACUGUCAGCGAGGAGCCCCUGUCGCUGAAGAAGAUGGUGUCAUCCUACCUGCCUGCCUUGGAGAGGUUGGUGGAGGGUCCCAGGUGGGCCGACAACAGGGGGCCCUGCCCUGCGCCUGAACCCGUCUCUCACAGCUGGACCAGCCCGCAGAGGUACGGUGGGAUACAGAGCAGCUCUAUAAAUGAAACAAGCCCGGGGAAGGAGUUCAUCCCCAAAGGUCUUAACAGAGUCAACACAGCAGGCGAGACGUGUCUGCACCGAGCGUGCAAGAGGAACCAAGUGGAGACGGUCCGACACAUCCUGUCGCUCCCCGGAGUGGACGUCAACGUUAAAGACCACGUCGGCUGGACGCCGCUGCACGAGGCGUGUAACCACGGCUCUAAGGCGUCUGUGGAGGCCCUGCUGGCCCACCGCCCCGCCCCUCACCUGGAGACCGCCGUGGACGGCAUCAGCCCCCUGAAGGACGCGCUGGUCAACGGACACCUGGACAUCGCCAAGCUGAUGCUGGAGCACGCAGGGUCGGCCCUGCUCCGGCACAUGGACGGCGACAGGACCCCCUACUCGGACCCCCCCCUCACCCCCGCCGAGUGGGCGGAGAUCCUGCUGAGCGCGCGGGCGGGCGACGCAGCCCUGAUGCUGCAGCCGGCGGCCGAGGGCCGGUACCUCCCCCUGCUGGAGGCGGGCUCCAGCCUGCUCACCCACCUGCUGGUCUCCUACCUGGGGGAGACGGGGCUGCCCGGCUGCACGCGGCCCGGCCACGCCCUGGCCCGGGCCGUGGAGGGGCACCCCCUGCGGGCGGUGACGGGCGGCUGGACGGACCGGCGUGCGGUGCGGCUGGCGGAGGACGCGGCCACACUGGCCGCGCUGCGGGGCGGCGGGGCGGGGCUGGAGCGCGUGUCCCCGCUGAUCAGGGAGUGCCAGGGGGAGAACACCUCCCUCCUCAUGGAGGUCCUGGGGCAGCUGGAGACACAGGGCCGCUCCCCGGGGCUCCGGCUCUGCCACGGGGUUUGCUAGCUGUACCACGGGGUUUGCUAGCUGUACCACGGGGUCUGCUAGCUGUACCACGGGGUCGGCUAGCUGUACCACGGGGUCGGCUAGCUGUACCACGGGGUCGGCUAGCUGUACCACGGGGUCGGCUAGCUGUACCACGGGGUCGGCUAGCUGUACCACGGGGUCCGUUAGCUGUACCACGGGGUCGGCUAGCUGUGCCACGAGGUUGGCUAGCGCCGCCAGGGGGACGAUUAGCAUAAAUAAAAAUAUAUACCAAAAAGAGAUUUGUAAUAUAUAUGAAAUUCUAUAUUAUAUUAAAUCUAUAAAUAAUAUGUAAUAUAAAUAAUGUAUGACGUAUUAUAAUAUAUAUUUAAUAUGUUAUAUAUAUUAUAUUAUAUAUUAAAUUCAAUCCCUAAAUAAUAUUUAAUACAAUAAUGUAUGAUGUAUUAUAAUACAUGAAAUAUAUUUAAUAUGUUGCAUAUAUUAUAUUAUAUACCAUGUAUUUUGACACCCCGUAUUCUAAAUAUGCAAAAAAAUAAUAAUCAAAACGGGCCCAAUUAUUAUAAUUGAAACUUCAAGCACAAACAGAAAGAAAAAGCUGAGGUCCACUGCUCUGGCUAGACGUUAAAAAGUCUACAGAUGGAGCUUCCCUUAUCUGGGGAACAAUAGCCACCUCGUGAUCUGGGGAGCCGUUCGCCAGAGCAGUAGCAGUAGUAGUUGUUGCUCCGCUGGUCUGUAGCGGCGGCGGCUGAAGCAGUGCUGACUGGAGCUAGCUAAUAACUGCCAGGUCUUUGUUCCUCAUCCUUUUUUAGAAUACACGUCGUGGCCUGAACUUGGAAGCGUUAGCGUUUAUAACAUCUCUAAAUAUCAUCAGGUACAUAAGUGCCCAGUGCUGGUGCUGCUCACUUGCUUUGAACCCAUAACAUGUUUUUGUCGAUUACUAGAUUGAAACAAAGCCAUGAAUUCCCAGCUCAAAUAUCACACCGAGCCCUCUCAUUAGUGAAUGAUAAAAAGUACUACACUCCUUUAAAUAGUUAUUAUUUCUGGGAUCAAAUGUUUGCCAGUAAGACUUAAAAGUUGUGCCAGUUUAGCCCCAAUGAAAGUGAGCUGCUUUCAUGAAUGUACUGAUGUUUCUAAUAAUAUUGUGCGAUUGCUGUUUAUUUUCUGAAUCAAAUGCUAUUUUUUCUACUGCUUGCACUUGAUCGAGACGCCCACUCCGUUUAUCCUGUAUGUUGGGCGGAUUUUAUACUGUUGUUCUAUUGUUCCAUUGAAGAGAAGCCUUUCCAUAUUCUCAAUAAGAUCUAAGCUAUAUUAAAAUAGUUUGGACUACUCUGGGGAACUGUGAAGCAAAUCGAUUUAAAACAUAUUCAAGUUUUUUUUAAGACUCCCCUACCAGUGUGUAGUAGCCAGUAUGUGCCCAGCCACUCGCUGCAUACUGGCUAGAGGUGUUUACUGAUACUAGCCAAUUAGAGAACAGGGGCUGAUCAGGGGGC